CCACUAAAUUUGGCCUCAAAUCCAACUGCCAAACGCCAACAUAACCAAGUCCAUUGUCUUCUUCUUCUUAUUCUUCUUGCCCUAGUUCUGCGAACACAGAGAAACGUAGCCUGGAUUCCAUCUGCCAAAAACCAACAUCACCAUUCACCAUACCAAUUGUCUUCUCCUUCUUCUUCUUCUGCUCGUUUAAGUCUUAGACCUGCGAAGAUAGCCUGAAAUCCAACUGCCAAGUGCUAUCAAUACUUUCUCCUUCUUCUUCCUCUUUAAGCUGUUUACAGCUAAAAGACUUUGAGUGCCAACAUAGGAAUAUAGUCGACAUUGGUUCAGACCUUCAGAUAUAUACAUGCCAAACAUGUCCACUGUCAGUUAUUCUCCUGCCAUCAUGUGCAUUUUAUUUUUCUUGGCGUUCUUUUCCGCUUCCUCGGUGCAUGUUAAUGGUGAGGAGGGAAUUGAGUUCAUAAAGAAGACUUGCAACCAAACACUUGACUACAGCUUCUGCUUGACCACGCUGCAGGCAGACAACAGGAGCAGCCAUGCAAAUCUCACUGGCUUGGACGUUAUUGCCAUGGAAAUGGGCGUCAAGAACGCAACGUCUACGCUGUCAUACAUCUCCAAACUGCUCAAGCAGAAGACUGAUCCUUACACCAAGGCGUGCCUGAAAGACUGCAAUGAGUUGUACUCGAGCAGCAUCGAUUCGUUCAAGUCCGGCAUCGAGAAUUUGGGGGCUAAGCGGUACGACGACGUCAACGUGGAUAUAUCGGCCGCCAUGACCAACGUAGACACGUGCGAGACGGGGUUCACAGACGGAAAUGGAGGAGCUUCCCCUUUGACCAAGCAGAACCAGAAUCUGAUGAACAUCGGGAGUCUUACACUCGCCAUCCUCAAACUCAUAGCUGAACCAUAGUUCUUACAUCUGUUAGGAGCGAUGAUAUUAGUCUGCGGAUGGGCAUCUUCCCCUUCAAAAUUUCUGCUUCUGUUGAUGGUCUGGAUGGUCUCGAUGUUAUCUUAAUCGUGUGUGCCUUUCGUGACAUACACAAUAUUCUUCUCUGUCAUUAGUUCUUCUUACUAUAUUUUUUUGAUCUUUGUCAUUUCGUCUGUAUUCAGAAGGAUUAUAAAAUAAACAAUGAAAGGCUUCUUUAUUUAAUAA
This is a messenger RNA of Nymphaea colorata (pocket water lily), 1147 nucleotides long. RefSeq names its product putative invertase inhibitor. The transcript has a single exon. Gene Ontology annotation, molecular function: enzyme inhibitor activity. Lineage: Eukaryota; Viridiplantae; Streptophyta; Magnoliopsida; Nymphaeales; Nymphaeaceae. The coding region runs from base 344 to 904 and encodes 186 amino acids. The record is from RefSeq and is a predicted model, not a curated record.